UUUGUCCACACCACGAAAAUGCAAAAUGUUGUUUAUCUCUUAGUGGUACGUGAAUUAUUAACAAAGUGUUUUUUUAAGAUUUAAAUUCUACUUCAAUUCUUAAAAAUCUAUUCAUUUUUGCCUGAAAUCGAAUGGACUGUGCAUCUAUAUUGUUAUAUUAAUUAAGUAGUAUUACUAUGGACAACCCAGCGUGCUCCACUCUAGAUGUUCCAUCACUUCAUAAGACUGAUCAUACUAGUACUAGUCUAUUCGAUGAUUCCGAAGUGGCGUUAGAGUGCCACUACAACGAAGGUGUAAUCGUGGAUGACGAAGAAAUCGAAGAAAAAAACGAUACGUCGCGAGGUAUCGAAGAAGAUGAGUAUUGCGACGUAGUUUUAAAUAUAAUGCAAUCGUCUCCAAACGAUCACAGAAGUGAUAAAAUAACUGACGGAGAAUCCUGCAGCUCUAAUUCUAGUUCAUGUUUAACAUUUUCCGAUCAUUAUAUUAAGAGAAAACGAAGCGAAGAAAUGGAGAUCGAAGAGACUAAUUUUAAUAGUGUACUGAAAAAUUUGAAAAAAGAAGAAAUUAAAUCAGAAAUCAGCAAUACGAAGAAAAUUAAACUCGAAGAAACCACGACAGCGUUUGAAAAAUAUAAAAUGCAACGUAGUAUUAUUCCUUCUAAAGAAAAUCCACCGGUGGGAAUGUCUUCCUGGCUGCAACAAUUUCAAGAAUGGUCUCAUGCUGAAAGAAUAGUCGCUCUCAAUCAACUUAUCGAUGUUUGUGAGCUUACUCAAAUCAGACACAUGAUGCAGACAAUCGAACCUCAGUUUCAAAGAGAUUUCAUUUCUUUAUUGCCGAAAGAGUUGGCUCUGUAUGUUCUUUCUUUCCUCGAGCCAAGAGAUCUAUUACGUGCCGCUCAGACUUGCCGUUAUUGGAAAUGUUUAACCGAUGACAAUCUAUUGUGGAAAGAAAAGUGCAUCGCAGCUGGUGUUGAUCUAGAGUCAGUAUCAAUGGUCAGUAAACGUCACAAAAAUCGAGUUCCUAAUUCUACUACAUCACCUUGGAAAUUGGCGUAUUUAAGGAAACACAGUAUUGAAAUGAACUGGCGAACGAAUCCGGUCAGAGCUUCGAAAAUUCUCAAAGGUCACGACGACCAUGUUAUAACCUGCCUGCAAUUUUGCGGUAAUAGAAUAGUUAGUGGCUCCGAUGACAAUACUUUGAAAGUUUGGUCCGUUACGACUGGAAAAUGUUUAAAAACAUUAGUCGGUCAUACCGGAGGAGUAUGGUCUUCUCAAAUGUCGGGAAGUAUCAUUAUCAGCGGUUCAACAGACCGAACGCUUAAAGUAUGGAAUGCCGAGACUGGCCAUUGUAUUCAUACGUUAUACGGUCACACGUCUACUGUCAGAUGCAUGCAUUUGCAUGGCAAUACUGUUGUUAGCGGUUCAAGAGACGCCACAUUGAGGGUAUGGGAUAUCGAAAGCGGUGAAUGUCUUCAUAUGCUCGUGGGCCAUGCUGCGGCUGUUCGAUGUGUACAAUACGAUGGCAGAUUAGUUGUUAGUGGAGCAUACGAUUUUACUGUCAAAGUAUGGGAUCCUGAGACUGAAACUUGUUUACAUACUCUGUCUGGUCAUACGAAUCGCGUUUACUCUUUACAAUUUGAUGGCGUACAUGUUGUCAGUGGCUCGUUGGAUACAAGCAUUAGAGUGUGGGAUGUGGAAACGGGUCUAUUAAAACAUACGUUGAUUGGACAUCAGUCUUUAACGUCCGGUAUGGAAUUGAAAAAUAAUAUCUUGGUUUCCGGUAAUGCUGAUUCGACCGUUAAAGUUUGGGAUAUUCUGAGCGGUAGAUGUCUCCAAACUCUUUCUGGUCCGAAUAAGCAUCAAUCAGCUGUCACGUGUUUACAGUUCAAUUCGAGUUUUGUUAUUACCUCUUCGGAUGAUGGGACUGUUAAACUGUGGGAUGUGAAGACAGGUGAAUUCAUAAGAGACCUAGUUUCUUUAGAAAGUGGCGGCAGCGGCGGAGUCGUGUGGCGUAUUCGAGCCAGCGAAACGAAGCUGGUCUGCGCGGUAGGCAGUCGAAACGGUACCGAAGAAACGAAGUUAUUAGUUUUAGAUUUCGACGUCGAAACCAAGUAGCGACAAAAACUGAAAAUCGAAAGAAAGAAGAAAUUCGUAUGUUUUUUUUAGUCAAUUUACGUAAUUGUUAGCAUUACUUUUUAUUUUAUCGUUUGUUUCGCGUUUUUUCCCCCUUCAUCUUUCUUUGUCUUUUGUUUUAUGUGGAGAACCACGAAUCGGUGUGCGACGCUUAUUGUUGUCGGGUAAAUUUAAUUGAAUUUUUUUUAUCGUAUCGUAUCGUAUCGUUAUUUGAAAAAUAAUAGUUUACGGUUUGUGUGUCUGAUUUGCGAAUGUGUCGUGUGUAUGAUGAUCGAAUAUUUGUGAAUUUUGAUCGAGUUCUAUUAAUCGUAUGUUUGAUUCGAUGUUUGUUUAGCGACUCGAUUCCCUAGUUGAAAGAAUGAUUUUAUUUUUCUUAUGUUGUUGAAAAAUUAUAUUUGUUGGUUUGUGUUAAUGAUUGUGAAGAUUAAUUUUUGUUCGAAAUGAAAGGAAAAUGUUUUCUUGUUUGAUAGCCUUUUUUUAGUUGCAGUUGGAAAGAUGUUUACUCGUUAAAUUGUACAUAAUGUGGUGAUCGGUGGACUAUUCUUUCUUACAUCCAUCUCGUGGACGAUUUUAAUUUUUUCUGUGCUGCUGCUUAAGGUGAACACGAUCUGAUUUUUUUCUUGUUUUUGCAAAUAUUUUGGUAUAUUUAUAAUUUCGUGCAAUAACAGCGAGAAAGUAAAAUAGUGUAUUUAUAUUGGAGGGUCAUUGAAGCAAUUUUUGUGGAAUUCGUGCUACGUUACUCACUAAUACAAAGUACAAACACAAGGAUAUGCUUCAGUUACAACCUAAUUCAAAAAUACAGAAA
Planococcus citri (citrus mealybug) is the source of this 2937-nucleotide messenger RNA. RefSeq names its product archipelago (gene ago). The transcript has 12 exons. Gene Ontology annotation, molecular function: protein binding. The coding region runs from base 177 to 2114 and encodes 645 amino acids. The record is from RefSeq and is a predicted model, not a curated record. NCBI's taxonomy places the organism in Eukaryota, Metazoa, Arthropoda, Insecta, Hemiptera, Pseudococcidae.